This is a messenger RNA of Rhododendron vialii, 1638 nucleotides long. RefSeq lists its product as uncharacterized. The record is from RefSeq and is a predicted model, not a curated record. Lineage: Eukaryota; Viridiplantae; Streptophyta; Magnoliopsida; Ericales; Ericaceae. The transcript has 4 exons. The coding region runs from base 1 to 1638 and encodes 545 amino acids.
AUGGCUGCUAUGGAGUUCCCUGCAACUUUUAUUGGAUGGGUCAGAGCAUGUGUUACAUCUCCCAUGUUUUCUAUCAUGAUAAAUGGAGGAUUGGUUGGUUAUUUUCCGGGUGCUAGAGGGCUUAGGCAGGGAGAUCCCAUCUCUCCCUACCUAUUUUUACUAGUCAUGGAGGCUUUUUCCUCUCUACUAACUUGGAAUAUUGGUCAAGGGGAGUUCACUUUUCACCCUAAAUGUCAGGCUCUGGGGAUCUCUCAUGUUAUUUUUGCAGAUGACCUUUUUUUGCUUAGUGGUGCUCAGGAAGGAUCUUUGCAGAUUAUAUUGAGUACCUUAAGGGAGUUCCAUGGUUUUUCAGGCACUACCAAGUUAUCCUUUUCUGUUCUGAUGGGCAUUCCUGAGGGCAAACUCCCUGUUAAAUAUCUAGGAGUUCCUCUUAUUAGUACAAGACUCACUUCAACUGAUUGUUCUAUGCUUAAGGAGAAGAUUUUGGCCAGAAUUCAUAGUUGGACCCAAAAGUUUUUAUCUUAUGGGGGUAGGGCUCAGCUUAUUCAAUCUGUCCUUUUUAGUAUUCAAACUUAUUGGAGUUCAAUUUUUACAUUACCUCAAAGCAUUCUCAAAGAAAUAGAAGGGGUUCUUAGUGUUUUCCUAUGGUCCGGUGCUGAUCUGAACAUUCUGGAGCUAAGCCAAAAAGCAGACAAUCUAUGGGUUAAAUGGGUUCAUGUAUAUAUCCUCAAAGGACAGAGUUUAUGGGGGAUUCAGUGUCCUAGUGAGGCUUCUUGGGUAAUGCGGAAGUUGAUGAAGCUGAGAGCUACCUGCCAAAGUUGGAUUAGGUACAUAUCAUUGGCAAUGCAAUUUGGGGAGGCUGUGGUGACUAAUCGGGGUCUUGCUUUGCGUGCUAAAGUUGCUUCUAUUAUUGAUCAAGGACAAUGGAAGUGGCCAAGGAUAAGGAACAGAGCUGUAUUGAGCAUUAUACGGAAUACUCCUGAAAUUUUUUUGCCUUCCACCUCUGAUUGUGAUAAGGUUGUGUGGACCCUAACUUUUGAUGGCUCCUUCUCGGUGAAAUCUACUUGGGAGGCGUGUCGAAAGCGCAACACCAUCCAACCUUGGUAUAGCUUGGUUUGGUUUAGUCAAGGUGUGCUGCGUUGGAGUUUUAUAGAAUGGCUUGCCAUUCUAGGCAGGCUAUCCACUAGAGAUAGGUUGUUUAGUUGGGGUGUAGUUGUGAGCCCUCAGUGUGUGCUGUGCAUGGAUGAUGUGGAGUCACAUGAUCACCUCCUUUUUGCGUGCCACUUCUCUUCUGACAUACGGAAGCAAAUUCGGACCCAUAAUGGUAUUCACAAGGCUGUCUUGCCUUUAUCUCUAGAAGUUGCUUGGGCUGUGCAGAGUUAUGCUGGUAAAGGGUUUAGAAACACCAUUUACAAGGUGUCAUUAGCUGCUUCUGUUUACUUCUUAUGGGGGGAACGUAACGCCAGGAUAUUCCAGGGCAGAUCUAGGAGUGUUACUGAGGUUACUAAUGAAAUUUUUGAUGCUGUUCGUGCCAAACUCAGUUCUUGGAGUACGGUGACGUUCCAUACCCAAAAUAGGGGGUUGUGUGAGGAUUGGCUUCUUGAUUCUCGUAUUUUUGGGAUAAAUAAUUGUAGAUAG